AUGUUGUACACACUGACUGGCACUUGGUUCACAAAACAUCAUGUUGAAAUAUUGUCAGCAGUGGAGGGAAAAAAAUCGAUGCACGAUGGUGCACGUUCUAAAACAUGUUGCAAUUAUGUAGAUGGAAAGCCAGAGAGAGAAGGUGCAAAAUAUUCAGAGCUCUCACCCAUCAAUCACAUGCUCUACCUUCGUGUCAUCUGGUCCACGUCUGGCGUUAUUAACAGCAGGGUCCCCAUCGUCUUCGGUAAGGUUCGCUUGAUAAUUGCUUUCUAGAAAUCGCCAAGUUGAAAAGCGAACGAAAUCAUUCGACGUGAACCAACGCUCGCGUGGUAUCGAUGCGAGAAGGGAGGAUUCUGUUGAUGACCGUGUGUCCUGAAGCUCGGCAGAAAGUGAUUAUCCCAGCAGUGUAGAAACUUGCCAGUCGGCAAUGAAGUGAACAUUCAUCGACCGAUGUUUUACGUGCCCUUGGGGACGGCGGAGUCACGUACCAGAGACUGCAAAUCGGAACAGAUGUGGCACUCCGAUUUUAGAAGAGAGUAGAUUCAGUACUUCGGUCGUUUUUAGACGUAAGCUUAUGUAAGUAACGAAGAACCGACCUCCAUUGUUCUCAUGAUCGGUCGCUAUCUGU
Molecule: messenger RNA, 628 nt
Organism: Marchantia polymorpha subsp. ruderalis
Lineage: Eukaryota; Viridiplantae; Streptophyta; Marchantiopsida; Marchantiales; Marchantiaceae
Source: the annotation of a GenBank genome assembly